AUGAGGCCCAGUAAUAUACAUGUUGCUAAAACAGUUUGUUUGUGGGCCAUCUGGUUACUUCCAUGUCUAGUAGAUGGUGCAGCUAAAGGAAAUGUGCUUCUGUUCUUUGUUGAUGAUGGUGGCUUCAUGCAGAGCUCCUACAACAACACAGUAUGUAAAACACCAAACUUGGACAAGCUGGCAAGUCAGAGUGUCAUCUUUCGUAAUGGAUACACUAGUGUCAGCAGUUGCUCUCCCAGCAGGUCAGUGCUACUAACGGGUCUACCCCAGCACCAGAAUGGGAUGUAUGGUCUGAAGCAUAGCGUACAUCACUUUCAGUCUUUUGAUAAUGUCCACAGUCUUCCAGUCAUCUUGAGUCAACACAACAUUCGAACAGGUCUCAUUGGCAAGAAGCAUUUAGGCCCUGAAAGUGUCUACACAUUUGACUAUGAGAGGUCAGAAAAUCAGUACAACCAGGAUCAAAUCGGCAGGAACAUUACUUUCAUGAAGCAGUUUGUUCGGGAGUUUUUGAGUCAGAAAGAUGACAGGCCAUUCUUCCUGUACAUAGCUUUUUAUGAUACCCAUCGAGGUAAUGGCAGUAACCAGUCCUACUUUGGUCCUUUCAUGAAUAACUGGGGCAAUGGACAACCAGGGAUGGGAGUAAUUCAAGACUGGAAGCCAGAAACGUAUGACCCAGCUUCAGUUGUUGUGCCGUAUUUCUUGCCAGACACUCCAGCAACCAGACAGGAUAUUGCUGCCAUGUACACCAGCUUCAACCGGAUGGAUCAGGGGGUAGGUCUGUUCCUUCAAGAACUGAAAGAUGCAGGCCACCUGGAGGACACACUGAUUCUCUUCACAGCUGACAAUGGGAUUCCCUUUCCUAAUGCUAAAACAAACCUGUAUGAACCUGGCAUGGGCGAGCCUAUGAUGAUGUCAUCUCCCUUUCAUAAAGACAACUGGGGAAAGUUUUCCCAUGCUCUAGCUAGCACCAUGGACUUUGCUCCGACGAUACUUGACUGGUUCAACAUUAGCUACCCCCAGUAUAUGCUCAAUGGUGGCCGGGUGUCUCUGACAGGGCGGUCUCUGCUCCCAUUGGCUGCUGAUCCAGCUGCCAGCGGCUUCACUCAUGUCUUCAGCAGCCAUAACUUUCACGAGGUUACAAUGGCAUACCCCAUGAGAGUGAUAGUUAAUCAACAGUACCGGCUGAUACAUAACAUUAACCAUGGGGCUCCUUAUCCACUUGCUACAGAUUUGUAUAACAGCUGGACUUUUCAGGAUAUUUUAAACAGAACAAAAAGUGGACAGCCAACACACUGGUUCAAGGGCCUGCGCCAGUACUACUACCGAGAUGAGUGGGAACUGUUUGACCUUGAGAAUGAUCCGCAGGAGCUGAAGAACCGGGCUUAUGACUCUGGUUACAGCCAGGUUUUCAAACAGCUGAACCAAACGUUGGCUCAGUGGCUGCAGGCAACAGGUGAUCCAUGGAGGUGUAUGCCUCAUAGUGUGCUCUUUGAUGACCAAUGUUAUCCCAUGUACAAUGAAAUUUAG
Molecule: messenger RNA, 1527 nt
Organism: Candidula unifasciata
Lineage: Eukaryota; Metazoa; Mollusca; Gastropoda; Stylommatophora; Geomitridae
Source: the annotation of a GenBank genome assembly